AUGGUCAAUGUUGACUCAAUUGGAAUUCCAAUAAGGGCAAGAGAGGGAGUUGUAGAAAAUAAGGGUAUCAACAAUGGAAAACCUACUUUAAUGGAAAAAGAAGAUUUGGAGGUUGCUCAUCAAAAUGUCUUGGAGAAUACAGUUGAGGUUCAACCUUAUAUAGAAGAACAUUUGCAAUAUCUAAAUAAGGAAAAUCGAACAAAAUCUAGAAAGCAGAUUCAAGAUGAGCAUCAUCGUACCUUUCGACAUUGGUUUCUUGAUAAGAUUCAGAAAGAGUUGACCGAUGAGUUGCAUGAAGUUACCGAAACUUUGAGAUGGCUUUCAUUAGGUUCGACUCAAUUGGCAAUUAAGCACGAUGUGUUUAUAAUUAAUGGUUGUAGGUUCAACACUAAAGCUCGUGAUGAUGUUAGGGUCACCCAAAAUAGUGGUGUAAGUAUUGUAGCUCAAACCUUGCAAGUCUCUAGUGCACGUGACAAGAACCCUAUAUAUGGUGAGAUGAAAUUUUAUGGUGUCAUUCAAGAAAUAUGGGAGCUUGAUUAUCGUGAAUUUAGGAUGCCGAUGUUCAAGUGUGAUUGGGUAGACAGGAAAAAUGGUGUGGAGAAAGAAAAGUUAGGUUUCAUUAAAGUUGAUUUGAAUAAAAUAGGACAUAUAAAAGACUCAUUUGUAAUGGUAAGUCAAGCUAAACAAGUGUUUUAUGUUGAGGAUCCUACUUCAUCAAGAUGGUCAAUAGUGCUUGCUUCACAACCAAGAGAAAAAGUGCAUGAUGACGAUCAACAACAUGACUUUGGUGAAUUACGAGUUUGA
This is a messenger RNA of Humulus lupulus (European hop), 804 nucleotides long. RefSeq lists its product as uncharacterized. The record is from RefSeq and is a predicted model, not a curated record. The transcript is spliced from 3 exons. Bases 1 to 804 code for a protein of 267 amino acids. Lineage: Eukaryota; Viridiplantae; Streptophyta; Magnoliopsida; Rosales; Cannabaceae.